Messenger RNA from Macrosiphum euphorbiae (potato aphid), 1509 nucleotides. The record is from the annotation of a GenBank genome assembly. Lineage: Eukaryota; Metazoa; Arthropoda; Insecta; Hemiptera; Aphididae.
AUGAACUCGUCGGCCGAUAGUCAAAACGGGACGGCCGGAAAUCGGUCGUCGUCGCCUUUCCCCGAGUGGAGCGGCGGCAGCGGUGGUAACUGGUCAGUAGUGUUCUGUCCGGUGUUCGAAGGCGACGGGACGGACGAGGACGACUACAACCUGUUGUUCGAGUUCAUCACGUACGGCGUGCUGCUGAACGUGAUCGGCUUGUUCGGCAUACUGGGCAACGUGAUAUCCAUGGUGAUCCUGUCCCGGCCGCAGAUGAAGUCGUCUAUCAACUACCUGCUGAUCGGCCUGGCCCGGUGUGACACCGUGCUGAUCGUCACGUCCAUUCUGCUGUUCGGGCUGCCCGUCGUCUACCCGGCCACCGGACACCUGUUCAACUACUACUUCAAGGUGUACCCGCUGAUCGCGCCCGUCGUCUACCCCAUAGCGAUGGUCUCGCAGACCGUGUCCGUGUACCUGACGCUCACCGUCACCCUAGAGCGGUUCGUGGCCGUCUGCCACCCGCUCCGCGCCCGGUCCCUGUGCACGUACGGCCGGGCCCGGGCCUACGUAGUGGCCACCAUCGCGUUCGCCGUCCUCUACAACGUCACCCGGUUCCUGGAGGUGCGAGUCCAGAAAUGCAUGCACACCGGUUACAACCAGUACGUAUACCAGGUAUACCCCAGCGACCUGCGCAACGACCGCGACUACAUAUCCGUUUACAUACAUUGGAUGUACCUGCUCAUCAUGUACUUCAUACCGUUCGGGUCGCUGGCCGUGCUCAACGCCGCCAUUUACCGCCAGGUGAGGAGGGCCAACCGAGAACGGCAGCGGCUGUCGCGGCUGCAGAAGAAGGAGAUCGGGCUGGCCACCAUGCUGCUGUGCGUGGUGGUCGUGUUCCUGCUGUGCAACGUGUGGGCGCUCAUAUCGAACGUCGUGGAAGCGUUCUACGGCAUCACAGUUGACCAGCUGGUCAAGGUCAGCAACCUGCUGGUGACGAUCAACUCGUCCGUCAACUUCGUCAUCUACGUGAUAUUCGGCGAGAAGUUCAAGCGGCUGUUCUUCAAGCUGUUCUUUCCGCGGGGCGUGUGGAUGUGCGGCUGGCACUUCGCCACCGACGGCCGCGGAGGCCCGGGCGGUGGCGGCGGUGGAGGUGGCCACGCGGCCAUGGAUGACAGCGAGGCCACGUGCAACGGGGCGACGGCGUUCGAGUGCAGGCAAUUGGCCUCCGCGGCGGGUGGUUCCUCGUUGUCCGCGGACCACUUCAAGCGCUCUCACCGUGGCCGUCACCAUCACCAGCACCACCAUUACCAUCAUCACCACCAUCACCACAGCAACCGGGACGGCGACCGUCUGGACCACCAGCAGGAGACGGCGGCUAACGGCGGCGGCAGCGUCGGCGGAUGUGGUAACGGUAGUAACGGUGCAUCCGACGACCGAGAACUCUGCUCGAAGACUCCAACCAACAGUGGUCUGAUUUGGGAACACUCGACCACUACCACCACGACCACCGUAAACGUACAUCAGAUCUGA